GAUAUGUUCUGAAAGAUGCUGAUAAAAAGUCACUGGAGGGGCAGGGCAGUCCCAAGUUUUUGCCUUUCAGAAGUAGUCUAACUGGAAACCUUUCUCUUUCUUGAGAAGGAAGCCAGCACCAACACCUACACCAGCUUCUACAAAGCCCAGAUGACCCGCUGACCAAAGUUCCUUAUUUUCUUGCUAUUGGCUGAUACCGUUCAUAAAAUAUAAUUUGCUGUUUCACUUUCUUUUAAAUGAGCACGCUGAAAUACUUGGAGGAAGAAGGCAGGAGAGAGAGAGGAGACAGAAGACGAGGCAGCUGAAAGGCAGAAACCUUCAGGCAUUUUGACUGUUUCUGUGGACUAGCUUCUCCUAGGAUGUGCACAUAAAAAGCCAAUGACUCUUUUGAUAAGAGUGAAGAAAAAAAAAUGUCCUUGCUUCCAUUCACCUUCAGGCCAGAAAUGGAACCAAAUGACACCUUCAGCAAUAACAACAGCAAUGGGAACUGCACAAUUGAAAACUUCAAGAGAGAAUUUUAUCCGAUCGUAUACCUGAUUAUAUUUAUAUGGGGAGCCUUGGGAAAUGGCUUUUCCAUAUAUGUUUUUCUUCAGCCUUACAAGAGGUCCACCUCUGUCAAUGUUUUCAUGCUAAACCUGGCCAUUUCAGAUCUCCUGUUCAUAAGCACACUACCUUUCAGGGCUGACUAUUACCUCAGAGGCUCUAAUUGGAUAUUUGGGGACCUGACCUGCAGGAUCAUGUCUUAUUCCUUGUAUGUCAACAUGUAUGGCAGCAUUUAUUUCUUGACUGUGCUGAGCAUUGUGCGUUUUCUGGCAACUGUCCACCCUUUCAGACACCUCCAUGUUGCCAGUAUCAAGAGUGCCUGGAUCCUGUGUGGGAGCAUAUGGAUCUUUAUCAUGGCUUCUUCAGUGAUGCUUCUGAAAAGCGGUUCUGAGCCCAAGGGCAACAUGACAGCAUGCUUAGAGCUGAAUCCCAAGAAAAUUACUAAACUGCUGAUCAUGAACCACAUUGCGUUGGUGGUGGGUUUCCUGCUGCCCUUCUGCACACUCAGUAUCUGUUACCUGCUGAUCAUUAGAGUUCUGUUAAAAGUGGAGGUGCCAGAAUCAGGGCUGCGGGUUUCUCACAGGAAGGCCCUGAUCACUGUCAUCAUUGCCUUGAUCUUAUUCCUCUUGUGUUUCCUGCCCUAUCACAUACUUAGGACCCUCCAUCUGGUCACAUGGGAAUUCGGUAAAUGCAAAAAGAACCUGCAGAAAGCUGUCGUCAUCACCCUAGCCUUGGCAGCCUCCAAUAGCUGCCUCAAUCCUUUCCUCUAUUACUUUGCCGGGGAGAACUUUAAAGACAGGUUACGAUCUGCAUUCAGAAAAGGUCAUCCACAGAAGGCGAAGACAAAAGGCAACUUUGCUAUUUGUGUGCAGUCAAAAAAGAAAGUAAGAAUGGAAGGGGUUAUUAGGUGAGGCUUAUUCUAUAUCCUUGCAGCCACCUCCAUUAGUUCAGUUUCCAAGUGUCUUACAUGUAUACUGUUCCCAUCAAAGGUCCAUUCCCAAUCUUUACUAGACCAUGGGUCUUAUUAAUAGGACCUACUUUAGUAAUUUCAUUAGGUGUAUUUUCCGUAGUUGAGCUUAAAUGAGAGAUGUGGGAAGAAAACUCCCUACUAGAAUCUUACACACCAAAAUAACAGAUUGGGAAAAAAUGCCAAGCACAGUGGGUCUUUUCUUUUUGUUUUGUUUUCUGGGAAAGCGUUCAUUUACAUCAUUAGAUUCUAUACCAGAUUUGGCCCAUCAGCUAUUCUAAAUUCUUAACUUUCAGGUAGCCCAAAUUCUCCAACUUUCCCAGCCCCCCCCCCUU
Messenger RNA from Tupaia belangeri chinensis (Chinese tree shrew), 1845 nucleotides. It is a transcript of the gene CYSLTR2, whose product is annotated as cysteinyl leukotriene receptor 2. Gene Ontology annotation, biological process: G protein-coupled receptor signaling pathway. Gene Ontology annotation, cellular component: plasma membrane. The record is from RefSeq and is a predicted model, not a curated record. The coding region runs from base 411 to 1454 and encodes 347 amino acids. NCBI's taxonomy places the organism in Eukaryota, Metazoa, Chordata, Mammalia, Scandentia, Tupaiidae. The transcript is spliced from 3 exons. Gene Ontology annotation, molecular function: leukotriene receptor activity.